This is a messenger RNA of Aspergillus ochraceoroseus IBT 24754, 1147 nucleotides long. RefSeq names its product amidohydrolase family protein. Gene Ontology annotation, cellular component: cytosol; cytoplasm. Lineage: Eukaryota; Fungi; Ascomycota; Eurotiomycetes; Eurotiales; Aspergillaceae. The record is from RefSeq and is a predicted model, not a curated record. Gene Ontology annotation, biological process: secondary metabolic process. The transcript is spliced from 2 exons. Bases 58 to 1074 code for a protein of 338 amino acids. Gene Ontology annotation, molecular function: carboxy-lyase activity; hydrolase activity.
AUUCCCUUCAUUGUCACCUCUCCCGUAUUCCAACUAUCCCGUCCAACAACCGCCAAAAUGCUUGGAAAGAUCGCUCUCGAAGAAGCCUUCGCCCUUCCCCGGUUCGAAGAAAAGACCCGCUGGUGGGCUGGUCUCUUCUCCACCGACCCUGAAACCCACACCAAGGAGAUCACAGAUAUCAACAAGAUCCGCGUCGACUUUGCUGAUAAGUACGGCGUGGGAUACCAGAUUCUGUCGUAUACUGCCCCGGGAGUCCAGGAUAUCUGGGACCCCGUGGAGGCUCAGGCCCUCGCCGUGGAGAUCAAUGACUACAUUGCCGAGCAGAUUCGCGAGAAGCCCGAUCGCUUUGGCGCGUUUGCCACCCUCUCAAUGCACAACCCCCAAGAAGCCGCCACCGAACUCCGCCGCUGCGUCGAAAAGUACGGCUUCAAAGGCGCCCUGGUGAACGAUACGCAACGGGCCGGGCCCGACGGCGACGACAUGAUCUUCUACGACAACGCCGCCUGGGACAUCUUCUGGCAAACCUGCACGGAGCUGGACGUGCCCCUGUACCUGCACCCGCGCAACCCCACGGGCACCAUCUACGACAAGCUCUGGGCGGACCGCAAAUGGCUGAUCGGCCCGCCGCUCAGCUUUGCGCAGGGCGUGAGUCUGCACGUGCUGGGCAUGGUCACCAACGGCGUGUUCGACCGCCACCCAAAGCUGCAGAUCAUCAUGGGCCACCUGGGCGAACAUGUGCCGUUUGACAUGUGGCGCAUCAACCACUGGUUCGAGGACCGCAAGAAGCUGCUGGGCCUGGCUGAGACCUGCCGCCGCACCAUCCGCGAGUACUUUGCCGACAAUAUCUGGAUUACCACCUCCGGGAAUUUCUCCACCACCACGUUGAAUUUCUGCAUGGCCGAGGUGGGGGCCGAUCGCAUUCUGUUCUCCAUCGAUUAUCCCUUUGAGACCUUUGGGGAUGCCUGCGACUGGUUUGAUAAUGCCGAGUUGAACCUGAAUGACCGCUUGAAGAUUGGCAGGGAGAAUGCGAAGAAAUUGUUCAAGUUGGGUGAUUAUAAGGAUUCAAACGCUUAGUUAGUUCUUCUUAUUUAGAUAGAUGUAAAUAUGUACUUUGGGCUACCAAUAUUAUAAACACUCUGGCAUUUGG